GUUUGAAGUUUGUUUUAGAUUUGCGGCUGGGCUUGGUGUUUUCGUUUUCCAGGCCGGUAGUAAAUAAGACGCAGGAUGUCUUCCGUAGAAAUCUCUGUAGAGGCUCCGAUCGAACAUCAAAUUCAGGAGAUUGCAUACGACGGGACAGAAAUAUAUCAACCUCCUUUGACUCUUUCCGAAAAUCUAUCAAAAUGUGCAGCGCGUAUUGACUUCAGUAAAACUUCUCUUGAAGAUUUGAAAAAGGAGGACGACAAGAAAGGCGAUGAAGAUGUGAAGGACCCAACACAAUUGCAAUCUAGCUUGUGGCCGUGGGAUUCGGUCAGAAAUAAGCUACGCGAUGCAUUCACGGAAAUUUGCGUACUUUCUGACGUCCUGUCAAUUGCUAAAGAGAAGCGAUACCUGGUUCUUGAUCCAGUCCCACAGGAACUGCAAGAUACAAAACCAAUGGUGCAGGUUUACGCCCGGAAGAAGGCUCUCAGUCAGGCAGCAAAUGUGCUCAUGAGUGGCGCUGAACGACUACGAAACACGCACAGCGAACAGCGUAACAACCGGAAUGACUUUCACAUUGAACUACUUCGUUUGAGGCAAAAUUGGCGUCUGAAAAAAGUAUCGAAUACCAUCAUUGGGGAUCUGAGUUACAGAACGGCUGGAUCCAAAUUCAUGCAUCCAGGAACCUUCGAAGUGACGAAAGCUGAAGAAGACCCACCGUCAGAUGGCAAUUCCCCCUCUAGUAGUCCAGCAGCCGGCGCACAACCUCCUUGCCCAAAAGCAAAUUCUGCUCUUCGUGUGAACGUUCCCUCAGAACUGCAAGGUGUCGCCUACAUAAAAGUGAUUACCCAGAAAGAUCAGGAGGAUCUUUGUACUGCAAACGUGAAUCUUAUGGGUCAUGGACAGAAUAUUACUCCACAAGUUGGCGUAUGGCAGAAAACUUUAGAAUUUGCUCAGAACGUUUUGUUCUGUAAAGAAUUAUUCAGUCAGCUAGCGCGCGAAGCAAUUCAACUCCAGGCACCUAUUCCACACGUCGUUGUGGGGAACCAAAUACGGGCAACCCUCUUGCCUGGCAUUCAACUGAUUAUCUCCCUCUGCCACUCGACAGGUCAAGAUCCAACUCCGCCGGGUCCUAUAAACGACCACGAUCAUGUCCUUGAGCACUCAUUGCAUCAGCUACUACGCGAAGUUCAUCAUAAGAAUACACAUCACCCCUUUCCACACCCUGCAAGUGGUCCUCUAGGCCCCAGCAAGAAGCACAUGUUGGCCGGGCCAAUGGCGGCGGAUCGUCAUGAACUCUUGGAAAUGUCCAAAUCCCAAACUUUGCUCGAACAAAUUAUCUCUCAAGCUCAACAUAUUUUCAUGCGAAAGCGCACGCAGUAUGUCCUCGAUACACUAGCGAGAGAUGUGAAAGAUCCCCAAAUUGUCUCCCACUGGAACUUGAUGAACAGCCCAACUAUGUCCUGUGUGAAAAUUAAUAUCGUGACCCAUGGGUACGACACAAUAAAUCGAACGUCGUUGGUCAUUCAUGUUAAGGAGCGCUCCCUGAAGUGCAUUUGUCGCGAUGGACGCGUAAUGCAUCUUUCGUACGAACCGCAGGAAUUGCGCGACUUGAUCCUAUGUCAAAUCAAUCAACAUCAAAGUGCUUGUCUGCUGAAUUUAGCCAAAUGCAUGGCGUGGCAGGUGCUUUCGAAUAGCAACCACUUGGGUAUUGGUCCUGUGGAGCCAUUGGGGAACGCUAGUUCUUGUCUUUUGGCAUCGCCAAACGGUGACCGAAUGAUUGCUGUUCAAAUCAUUUGUGAUCCGCAAAUCGAUGUUAAAGUUUAUAUUGCACGUAGCCCAAGGCAGGACUUCUUCCCGAGCCCACUAGUGCCCGGAAAGUUUUGGGAGCAUUUAGGCGGGCAUUUUAAAGAGGUCCGUUUCGACAAGUUGGAGGGUAAAAACUUCUUGAAUAAGAUGGAAUUCUUGAUGGCCAGUUUGACGAGUUCAUCGUAGGCUGUUAAUGCGGAGUUAAUUUUUUUUAUAAUUAUUAUGAAUCAUAAGCUAAAUUAGAAUAAAUUAUAUUGGAAAUUGAA
Hermetia illucens (black soldier fly) is the source of this 2063-nucleotide messenger RNA. RefSeq names its product mediator of RNA polymerase II transcription subunit 17 (gene MED17). The record is from RefSeq and is a predicted model, not a curated record. Bases 76 to 1983 code for a protein of 635 amino acids. Gene Ontology annotation, cellular component: mediator complex; core mediator complex. Gene Ontology annotation, molecular function: transcription coregulator activity. The transcript is spliced from 4 exons. Gene Ontology annotation, biological process: regulation of transcription by RNA polymerase II. Lineage: Eukaryota; Metazoa; Arthropoda; Insecta; Diptera; Stratiomyidae.